Messenger RNA from Papilio polytes (common Mormon), 908 nucleotides. RefSeq names its product protein lethal(2)k10201. The transcript is spliced from 4 exons. Lineage: Eukaryota; Metazoa; Arthropoda; Insecta; Lepidoptera; Papilionidae. The coding region runs from base 264 to 878 and encodes 204 amino acids. The record is from RefSeq and is a predicted model, not a curated record.
CUAUGAUCAAUAGAUAAUGAUAUAAUUGUUAUCAACACUUGGCCAAAACAAAAAAAAAAGUUUUUGUGGAACUUGUUUGUAAAGUUACAAUACAGCAAGUACAAGUAGGAAAUGUGUAUGAGGCUAGUUAAAACAAAAGUAGAAAUUAUUAGUAUUAAGAUACAUAUUGCCAUCAGAAGUUUUACUAAAGUGGAUAUUAAUUAAACAGAAAAAAACACCUUGUUUCUUGAGACAUAAGUCAUCAGAAGAAUCUGGCGGGCGCUAUGCGGGGCGAGGCGCUAAUGCUGCGGCUGGCGGGUGCGGGGGCGGGGGCGGGGGCGCGCAAGCUGCACCACGGCGCGUUCUCGCGGGAGGCGCCGCCCGCGCGCCUCGGUGUACGUCACCUUGACGACGAGCUCAUCUGUCGCGACCCCGGCACUGCGGGGCGCGCGCUGGCGUGCGGGCGCUGCGGGCGCGCGCUGGCCUCGCCGCACCUGCUGGACCUGCACGUGCAGGAGGAGCACGACUCCUUCUUCGCAGCGCUGGCUGCCUCCAGACCCUCCUAUUGCUGCUACAUAGAGGAAUGCAAGGAGAAGUUUUUGAAUCCCGAGGAGCGCUUCGAUCAUUGCGUUAAGGCACAUAAGUUACCAAAAGAUUUUCGAUUUUAUCAAAAACCGAAAAUACCAAAAAAUAAAAAUGUCAAAAAUGAUUCCAUGGAUGUGGACAAUGAGGUAGGAAAAAGUAAAUUAUUUACGUUGAAUAAUAGCAAAGUAAAGGCCUUUGUGAAAAGUUGCAAAAGAGCAAGUUUGGAAAGUGAAAAUAGCUUAAUGAGUGUGGACUCUGCUGGAGCUGCUCCGCGUGCCGGCGGCCGAGCCGAGGAUGUGUGCAAACGCAAAUAGUGGCUAAUUAAAAUGGACAUAAUUAAAUAA